GUUGGACACUCCCUUCACUACUAGACGGGAACAGGAUAGUAUUGAUGUGCUUCAUGACAUGGAAGACAGGACCCUGAAGGAAUAUUAUUCUGGUGAAUAGAUGUUAACAUUUUAUUAGAAGUUGACUCUGGAAAGAACGGACUAACGUCUCCCAUCGCACCCUCCAUCUUCCCUCUACCAUGAGUUCCUGGGUUGUGAACAGGAAAGGAGGACUGCAGUACUCCCGCCACUUCCUCACAGACAACAGCAUCUUUCAUGUGGAGCGAUGUAUGAGUGUGAUGCAGUCGGGGACCCAGAUGGUGAAGUUGAAGGCUGGCUCCAAGGGGCUGGUGAGACUGUUCUACCUGGACGAACAUCGCUCCUGUAUCCGAUGGAGACCCUCACGCAAGAGCGAGAAGGCCAAGAUCACCAUUGAUUCGCUGUACAAGGUGACGGAGGGCCGUCAGUCAGACAUCUUCCACCGCCAUGCGGAGAGCAGUUUCGACCCAGCCUGCUGUUUCACCGUUUACCAUGGCAACCACAUGGAGUCACUAGACCUGGUGACCUCUAACCUUGAGGAGGCUCGGACCUGGGUGACAGGACUACGAUACCUGAUGGCUGGCAUCAGUGACGAGGACUCACUGGCCAAACAACAACGCACACACGACCAGUGGAUGAAGCAGACGUUUGAGGAGGCUGAUAAGAACGGGGAUGGUCUGUUGAACAUGGAGGAGAUCUACCAGCUCCUGCACAAGAUGAACGUCAACCUGCCCCGCAGGAAGGUCAAACACAUGUUCCAGGAAGCGGACUCGGACGACCAGCAGGGCACGUUGACGUUUGAGGAGUUCAGCGUGUUCUAUAAGAUGAUGUCACUGCGGCGGGACCUGUAUCUGCUGCUCAUGGGAUACAGCGACAGGAAGGACCACCUGACGGCUGACGAGCUGGCCAACUUCCUGCGCAACGAACAGAAGAUGGUGAAUGUGACUACAGAGUACUGUCUGGAUGUCAUUGAUAAGUUUGAGCUUUCUGAAGAGAACAAACAGAAAGGCAUUCUGGGAAUUGAGGGUUUCACCAGUUUCAUGCGCAGCCCCACCUGUGAUGUGUUUAACCCUCAACACCAUGAGGUGAACCAGGACAUGGAUCGGCCUCUGUGUAACUACUACAUCUCCUCGUCUCAUAACACCUACCUGACAGGAGACCAGCUGCUGUCUCACUCCAAGACAGACAUGUAUGCCUGGGUACUACAGACUGGCUGCCGCUGUGUGGAAGUGGACUGUUGGGAUGGUCCUGAUGGAGAGCCCAUGGUCCAGCAUGGCUACACUCUGACCUCCAAGAUCACCUUCAAGUCUGUCAUAGAGACCAUCGACAAAUACGCCUUCAUCAACAACCAGUACCCAGUGAUCCUGUCCAUAGAGAACCACUGUAAUCAACAACAGAAGAAGAUAGCCCAGCACCUCAGAGAGAUCCUGGGGGACAAGCUGGACCUUGGAGAGGGCUCUCCACAGAGACUCUAAACAACUACCCAGCCCACACUGUCUACAGGGAAGAUCCUCAUCAAGGGGAAGCGUCUCCCUCCGUACCUGUCUGCGGAUGUUGAGGAGGGGGAGGUGUCAGAUGAUGACAGUGCUGAUGAGAUUGAGGACGACUUUAAACUGAAGAACAGCAAUAGUAAUGGUAACCACCAAGUGGAAAGUUACAUCAGGAAGAAGCUGGACUGUCUGUUGAAGGAGUCUCAGAUCGGAGACAAGGAGGACACAGACAGCUUCAGCAUCAGAGCCCUGCUCAGAGCCACACAUGUGGGCCUGCAGAAGAACCUACCG
Molecule: messenger RNA, 1799 nt
Organism: Coregonus clupeaformis (lake whitefish)
Lineage: Eukaryota; Metazoa; Chordata; Actinopteri; Salmoniformes; Salmonidae
Product: 1-phosphatidylinositol 4,5-bisphosphate phosphodiesterase eta-1
Biological process (GO): phosphatidylinositol-mediated signaling; lipid metabolic process
Molecular function (GO): calcium ion binding; phosphatidylinositol-4,5-bisphosphate phospholipase C activity
Source: RefSeq, a predicted model, not a curated record